GAUAAUGGCGGAUUCUGCAUUGGGUUGGGCGGUGAGGCUCGCCAACCGCAGGAAUAUUCCGGUGGCCGUAUUCUUCCCCAUGUCCGCCUCCAUGUUUUCCCUCUUUCUGAAUUUCCAUCUUCUCCAGCACAACGGAGACUUUCCGGUGGUCUUGACAGAAAGAGGCAACGAGCGGGUGGAAUAUCUCCCUGGGCUGUCUCCGACUCGUCUCGUCGACCUUCUCGGCCCGACAGGUGGAACCUACGAUUUCUUCCUUCAGACAAUCUUAGAUGCUUUCUCUCUGUUGCCUAAAGCCCAGUAUCUAAUACUCUCCACCCUCUACGAGCUCGAACUACAAGCCGUCGACGCCAUUCGAGCCGCCCUCUCCAUGCCGGUCUUCACAGUUGGUGGGGCUUUACAGCUUGGGGCCGACAACGCAGCCGACCAGGAGGACUAUCUCCGGUGGCUCGACCAACAGCCCGAAGGUUCCGUACUGUACGUGUCCAUGGGCAGCCACUUGUCGGUUUCGGCCGGUCAGAUGGAUGAGAUCCUCUCUGGUUUGCUUGAAAGCGGAGUCAGGUUCAUGUUGGUGGCUCGCACCGAGCCGGCGGCUCAGUUGAGAAAUGGUGGUUGUGGGGAAAGAGGGCUGGUGGUUCGUUGGUGCGACCAACCGAGGGUUCUGUCGCAUGGGUCAGUAGGAGGGUUUUGGAGCCAUUGCGGGUGGAACUCUGUCAAGGAAGGCGUCCGAGCCGGUGUGCCCUUUCUCACGUUCCCAUUAAUGGCGGACCAGUUCUUGAACAGCAAGCUGAUCGUUGAGGAUUGGCGAGUAGGAGAAAGGGUCAGGGAAGAUAUCAUCGUCAAUGACGGAAAUGCUUUGGUGACGAGGCAUGAGAUCGCGACCAAGGUGAAGAGGUUCAUGGACAGGGAAGAGGCUAAGUCCAUGGAGAUGAGAGCCAGAGCCAAAGAGCUUCAGAAAACGGUUCGAAAUGGAGUUUCAGAGGGCGAUAUGAGUUCCUUUGCUAAGGACAUUCUUAAGCAUGUCCAAUGAAAUGUGAUGAUCUUAAUAAACCCAACUUUUGUAGGCCUAUUACACAUGCAUGCAUUUCUAAAUGAAACUCUACGUAAUAAAGCUUUUUAUUCAAUCA
Tarenaya hassleriana is the source of this 1124-nucleotide messenger RNA. Its product is annotated as UDP-glycosyltransferase 87A1-like. The transcript is spliced from 2 exons. The record is from RefSeq and is a predicted model, not a curated record. Lineage: Eukaryota; Viridiplantae; Streptophyta; Magnoliopsida; Brassicales; Cleomaceae. Gene Ontology annotation, molecular function: UDP-glycosyltransferase activity. The coding region runs from base 5 to 1027 and encodes 340 amino acids.